Cynara cardunculus var. scolymus (artichoke) is the source of this 966-nucleotide messenger RNA. RefSeq names its product peroxisome biogenesis protein 19-2-like. The transcript is spliced from 5 exons. Gene Ontology annotation, biological process: protein import into peroxisome membrane. Bases 119 to 865 code for a protein of 248 amino acids. Lineage: Eukaryota; Viridiplantae; Streptophyta; Magnoliopsida; Asterales; Asteraceae. Gene Ontology annotation, cellular component: peroxisome; peroxisomal membrane. The record is from RefSeq and is a predicted model, not a curated record.
GUCUAUUACCAUGGUCGGUCGACGUCAUAAUUCUCCAUAAAAGUUUUCCCCCAAAUCUACAUAAAGCUUCUCAAUCUACACCACUGAAGCUUUCAAAAGAAGGAAUCAAGCCAAAAUCAUGGCUGAACAUGCAGAUGAUUUAGACCAACUCCUAGAUAGCGCUUUGGAUGAUUUCCAGACCCUCAAUUUUGCUGCUGCUUCUUCUUCUUCUCAGAGAGAUGGUGGAGAGAACAAAGCCGAUGCUUCUUCAUUGCCAAGUGGGGUUCAAGGGUUAGGGUUGGGUCUUCCGAAUUUAAAAAGUAAGAACAAGGGAAAGCAAAAGGCGGCACCAAAGGAAUCACAUGCUUCGGAGACUCUUAAUAAAUUGAGAGAGCAGACUAGGGAGACUGUUAAGGGGAUGGAAUCUAUAGCAGGUUUAAAACAACCAAGUGGCAUUGAGGGUUUGGGAGAUGACAAAAUGAUGGAGGAUUUGGUCAAACAAUUUGAGGAACUCGCCAAGUCUCAGGACAUGGAGUCCAUAGUAGAGACAAUGAUGCAACAACUUUUAUCCAAAGAAGUUCUUCAUGAACCCAUGAAAGAAAUUGGAGAAAGAUACCCGAAAUGGUUAGAAGACAAUAAAUCUAAACUAAGCCAAGAAGACUACGACCGUUACUUUCAUCAGCAUGAGCUUAUAAAGGAUUUGAACAUAGUUUAUGACAACGAGCCUGGUAAUUUCAACAAGAUAGUUCAACUCAUGCAACAAAUGCAAGAAUGUGGUCAACCUCCAAACGAUAUCGUGCAAGAGCUUGCUCCCGAUUUCGAUAUAUCGGCUCUCGGUCAACUAUCCCCUGAAAUGUCUGAUUCUCAGAACUGUUGUAUAAUGUGAGAUUGAGAUGAUGUGCAGAGACUAUCCUCUUUUCCAUUUGCUGUAUUGUUCUUUUAUUAGAUUGUGAAAAAAAUAAAAGUUGUGACUUGUUGACCUUUUAU